Molecule: messenger RNA, 756 nt
Organism: Echinops telfairi (small Madagascar hedgehog)
Lineage: Eukaryota; Metazoa; Chordata; Mammalia; Afrosoricida; Tenrecidae
Product: alpha-enolase-like
Exons: 1
Biological process (GO): glycolytic process
Cellular component (GO): phosphopyruvate hydratase complex
Molecular function (GO): magnesium ion binding; phosphopyruvate hydratase activity
Source: RefSeq, a predicted model, not a curated record
ACCAGCGCCCAGAAAUCCAUCAUGUCUAUCCUCAAGAUUCACGCCAGAGAGAGCUUCGACUCCCGUGGAAAUCCCACCGUUGAGGUCGAUCUUUACACCGCCAAAGGGCUCUUCAGAGCUGCUAUGCCCAGGGGUGCCUCCACUGGGAUCUAUGAGGCCCUGGAGCUCCGGGACAAUGAUAAGACCCGGUAUCUGGGCAAAGAUGUCUCAAAGGCUGUUGAGCACAUCAAUAAAACGAUUGCACCUGCCCUGGUUAGCAAGAAGCUGAACGUGACAGAACAGGAAAAGAUCGACAAUCUGAUGAUUGAGAUGGAUGGAACUGAGAAUAAAUCAAAUUUUGGUGCAAAUGCCAUUCUGGGCAUGUCCCUCACUGUGUGCAAGGCCGGAGCUGUUGAGAAGGGAAUCCCCUUAUACAGUCACAUUGCUGACUUGGCUGGCAAUUCUGAAGUUAUCCUGCCAGUUCCUGCUUUCAAUGUGAUCAACGGUGGCUCCCACGCCGGCAAUAAGCUGGCCAUGCAGGAGUUCAUGAUCCUCCCCGUCGGACCAGCCAACUUCAAGGAGGCCAUGUGCAUCGGGACAGAGAUGUACCACAACCUGAAGAACGUCAUCAAGGAGAAGUAUGGCAAGGAUGCCACCAAUGUCGGGGAUGAAGGCGGAUUUGCCCCCAACAUCUUGGAGAACAAAGAAGCCCUGGAGCUGCUGAAGAAUGCUAUUGGGAAAGCUGGUUACACUGACAAGGUGGUGAUUGGCAUGGAC